This is a messenger RNA of Siniperca chuatsi (mandarin fish), 2507 nucleotides long. RefSeq names its product urotensin II-related peptide (gene urp2). NCBI's taxonomy places the organism in Eukaryota, Metazoa, Chordata, Actinopteri, Centrarchiformes, Sinipercidae. Gene Ontology annotation, molecular function: hormone activity. Gene Ontology annotation, cellular component: extracellular region. The record is from RefSeq and is a predicted model, not a curated record. Gene Ontology annotation, biological process: regulation of blood pressure; blood vessel diameter maintenance. The transcript is spliced from 5 exons. The coding region runs from base 546 to 1187 and encodes 213 amino acids.
AACGCAUUCGACACGCUGUUGACAAGCCUUCUUCAAGAGGCGCAUCCAUGGAUAAGGAACAGUGAGAAUAACUUUGGUAUACAGAUAAAAGAAAGAUAUUUAACUGUAAAGUUGAGAAGACGUGGAGCUAAAGUAGACGAAUACCAAUGUCUGGUUGAAAAACAGAAGAAAGGCUUAGAAACUUGCUGACCUAUCACAACUGAAGAGGUAUAUUUGGAAUCAACAGAACUUCAGAGGACAAGUAACUAAAAUAACUCAAAACAUCAGAAUAUGAGGUACCUAAAACUAGCUGUUUGAUUUGAGAUCAAUAGACCAACUUUAAAAUCAUCUUAGCUAAUGUCUACUCCAUCUCCAACAUCAACAGAAAGUCGGAAGAAUCGGAAGGAUGAGUUGAGCAUAAGAAGAAACAACGCAGUAUAGCAGAAGUCUUCUUGGAACAAAAUCCUGAGGCAGAGUUCAAAACUUCAGAAGAAAGUCAAUCUCUCAAUAGUUGUGCGCUACGUAAUUAACUUACUAUUCUUUUCAAGUGCUCAGUAACAGCCGCCAUGCUUAACAGCGCAGCACUAGUGUCUGUGAUGAAGGUAGUCAUGAUGAUGCUGAUGAUUCUUGGAACGGGAGUGGAGGCAGCACCCUCUGAGAGAGGCUUUGUGAAACCUCCACAUCCUCUUCCCAGUCUCACUCAUGCAUCAGCUGCACCAGAGAAGUCUUCAGCACUAAAUCCAAGCCAGUACCUGAAACACUGGCUUCUGAGUACAAAAGCAGCAGGAGUGGAUGGGACAACAAGAAUCAGUGACAAAACCACUACAAGGACUAUCACUGCGGGCAUCAGGACAGGGGCCAACACCGAGACAGCCAGGCCAGACAGACGAGCCCAGAUGCUGAAGAUGAUUUCAGCCCUGGAGGAGCUGCACAGGACAUUCAACAGCACACUGAGUUCACGGCUCACCAUCAUGCCACGAGCAAAUGGCAGAAAUUCAGGAAGAAAAAAUAAAGUGCCUCCUGCUGCUGAGGGAGGGGUGAAGCCCACCACUGUAGCCCCAGCAUCAGUUGACAGCACUGCAACCAGACCAAGUGCAGAUGUCAUCGUCCCCAGUCUGACUGGUCGAAACUUCAAGAAGUCCCUCCCACCUCAGACCAAGAAAACCAACAAAAGAGUGUGUUUCUGGAAGUACUGCUCCCAGAACUGAUCGUCUCGCAGCCAGUGUUGACCUUUCCACCGCUGGUCACCCUCCAUACUCUCCCACCUUUUCCUCCUCACCCACUCAUCAUCUUCUCCCAUCCAUCCAAUCAACCCCUCACAUACAAAGUUUCUAAAUACGUAAAACUGCAGUGCCAAAAAAAAACUUGCCACCACUCUCCCAUAAUAGGUAGAUGAUGUAUUUAUCGGUGCACAGGGCUGAUUCAGGCCAUUAUCACGAUCUUGUACAAUGUGUACGAUGCAGUUCUGGUUUUCUGAAGCCCUGAGUGAUGCUGCUUCACAAGCUAUUGCUAUGGAACUGUGUGGGAUAAUCCAUGUGACAAUUAAAUGUUUUUAUGUUUCAGCUAGACUGAGAAAGCAAAGGUUUUUGCACUUACUAAUAUUGGCUGGUGCUGAUUCACAUGCUGAUGCUGAUUCACAUGCUAUUGAGUGAUACUUUCUGUACUGGAUCCUUUCUCAUUGUGACUACACUGCAAGUGACGGGGCACAAAAUCCAGUCUUCCUUCUGUGCAAGACUGCAAAGUUCCAACGAAUGCCAGGAAGUUAAAUGCCCCGUGUAAAGAGAUAUAACGUCUUACUUAGUGACUUAGUACUUUAAAGGUGCUAGUAGGCGGAUUUUCUUACCUUUGGACAAAGCCAGGCUAGCUGUUUCUUCCUGUUUUUUUUAUGCUAAAUUAAGCUAACCGGCUGCUGUCUCCAUAGUGUAAAAAGUCGUGGUUUUACGGGGGUUAUGACUAUAUCACAGACUAUUUCUUAGCUAUGGAGCAUUGACUUCCUGGCGACCAAGAACACACACGACCCCCUUAAAACCACAAAUUGUCAUUUUUACACUUUGGUUUUGCUAUUAGCUAUUAUUAUUGGUAAGACAUUUUAAGAUGAAUUUAAAGAUGUUAAAUGUUAAUUAAAACAUUUGUUAUUAGCAGGUCCAACCUGAAAUAUCAGUGCAGAAGCUCAUAUUGCUUGAACCUUGGUUUCAUCCACCCAUCUACCCUUCUAUCCAUCCCUCCAUCCUCUCCCUUCCUCUCCUCUGGCUCUCCUCUGACCUCUGAGUGCUAGGAGACUGUUGCCAUGACACCAGGAAGCCCCACACCUCACCCCCACACAGGCGCCAGCCCUGACUUGGACAUUUUCAUUCACUCAUUAAUUAACAGGACUGACCAAUCAAAGAAGACGAUGUGUGCCAGUGGUCGGGCGCAUGAACAAUCACCCCUGUUAACCUUUUCUUUUCCUGAUAAGACAGACACACAUCGUUUUUGUAUGUGUGUGCCAACUUUAAAAUAAAGUUUAUUUCUAGCAUGGCAAAAACCAA